AUGGCCCGCCCCCGCCCCCCGCUCCCCACAACCACCCAGGCCCUCCACUCCACCUACGCCUCGCGCCUCCGCACAGGCGUCACCCUCCUCAUGCAGCCCAUCCUCUCCGCCCACGCCGCCUCGUCCUCCGCCGCCGCCGCCGCCACCGCGGGCCUCGCAGGCUCUGCCGCCCGCCCACGCCGCGGCGGCGUCGUCAGCUACGCCGACCCCGGCUCGGGCGACGAUAUCCCCGACGCGGGCGAGGUCGACUCGGACGGAUCGGACUUUGUCGCCAGCGGUGGCACCCGCAGCGCCGUGCGCGCUGCCAGGGUGGGCUCCCGCAUGGGCCAUAGCAUGAACGUCUUUCACGCCGGGGCUACGGGCAGCACACCGGGCCCGCCGUCGGCCGCGCAGAGGGAGAGGGACGCGGGGAAGAUGGAGCUCGAUCAGAGCUACCUCGGCAUGGUCCCGCCCGCGCGCUUCAUCACCCCGAAGCCCGUGGGCCCCACCAAACACGAAAACUUCUCGUACGACGCGCUCGAGGCGCAGGCGCAACGCACGACCGCGCUCGUGCCGAUCCGCGUCGAGUUUGAGACGGAGACGCACCGCGUGCGCGACUGCUUCGUGUGGAACCUCCACGAGGCGCUCGUCUCGCCCGAGCAGUUCGCGCGCACCUUCUGCGCCGACCUCGACCUCCCGCUCGCCCCGUGGGCGGACACCGUCGCCGCCCAGAUCCGCGCGCAGCUCGAGGACCACGAGGGCGUCGGCAAUAUGGAGCUCGCCGUAGACGGCACCGCCGACGGCCCCGCGAGCGACGAGGUCCCCGAGUGCAGGGUCAUCCUCAGCAUCGACGUGCAGGUGGACAACCACCACCUCGCGGACCACAUCGAGUGGGACCUGCGCUCGCCGCUCACGCCCGAGGCGUUCACGCACCAGCUCUGCCUCGACCUCGGCCUCUCGGGCGAGGCCGGCCCGCUCAUCGCGCACGCGAUCCACGAGGAGCUCGUCAAGCACAAGCGCGACGCCAUCGAGUGGGGGCUCAUCGGCGGCGCCGAGCGCGACGCUGCAGCCGCCGCCGCCGCCGCCAACAGCGCCAACCCUGCCAACGCCACAGCCACAGCCGCCGCGGGGGAGGACGCGGCGCCGAGGGACAAGAGCGGGCUGAGCCUCAUGAAGGACAAGACGGGGCUCGGGCUCGGGUGGGGCCGCACGCCGAAGGACGGGCGGGGCCCGCGCGUGCUGCGGAGCGUGUGGCGGGACUGGCCCGAGGCGGAGGAGUUUGGGACGCGGUGGGAGGCCCUGAGCGUCGAAGAGGUCGAGCGGAGGGAGGUCGAGCGCGAGCGCGCGAGCCGGCGGCUGCGGCGCGAGACGUCGAAGUUCCAGAGCUCGGCGAGGACGAGGCGGCGGUGA
Molecule: messenger RNA, 1389 nt
Organism: Heterobasidion irregulare TC 32-1
Lineage: Eukaryota; Fungi; Basidiomycota; Agaricomycetes; Russulales; Bondarzewiaceae
Exons: 4
Coding region: 1-1389 (462 amino acids)
Biological process (GO): chromatin remodeling; regulation of transcription by RNA polymerase II
Cellular component (GO): nuclear chromosome; nucleus
Molecular function (GO): transcription coregulator activity
Source: RefSeq, a predicted model, not a curated record